This is a messenger RNA of Microplitis demolitor, 763 nucleotides long. RefSeq names its product splicing factor 3B subunit 6 (gene Sf3b6). Gene Ontology annotation, cellular component: ribonucleoprotein complex; nucleus; cytoplasm. Gene Ontology annotation, molecular function: mRNA binding. The record is from RefSeq and is a predicted model, not a curated record. NCBI's taxonomy places the organism in Eukaryota, Metazoa, Arthropoda, Insecta, Hymenoptera, Braconidae. The transcript has 3 exons. The coding region runs from base 134 to 511 and encodes 125 amino acids.
AACUGGAUCUGGACAUCACAGACACAAUUCAUAUGCAAGUGCAAAUAGACAAUUUAUUUGUUAAACAUCAGUUUUUAAACAAAUAAAACAUCAAAUUUCUUUUCAUUUAUAGUUAUUUGAAUUUGAAAUCAAGAUGACUAUGGCCAUGUUACAACGACGUGCUAAUGUAAGACUUCCACCGGAAGUUAAUCGUGUUUUAUAUAUCAGGAACCUCCCGUAUAAAAUUACAGCGGAGGAAAUGUAUGAUAUUUUUGGGAAAUAUGGGGCCAUAAGACAAAUACGAGUUGGAAAUACUGCGGAAACCCGAGGCACCGCUUUCGUAGUCUACGAGGAUAUUUUUGAUGCCAAAAACGCUUGCGAUCAUCUCAGUGGGUUCAAUGUUUGUAACCGGUACCUGGUAGUCCUGUACUAUCAGAGCAACAAGGCUUUCAAACGGGUGGAUGUUGAUAAGAAGAUGGAAGAAAUUGACAAAUUAAAAACUAAAUACAAUCUUAAUGACGAUAAAAAAUAAAUAUUUAUUUAUGAGCAUCAAGUUAGCAGACAAUCAGCAAUUUUCGAAUUUUUCGACAGUUUAAUUUAAAAAAAAAGCACAUGUAGAAAAUUUUAAAAACUACAGAUGCAGUUCUUUUAAAUGUCGUUUUUAAAAAAUCGAAAAAUUAGAGGUCAGCUAAUUUCAUAUUUAUUUUUAAUUAUGUAUUUGUAAGAACUUAAUAAUUAUUUGUAAGAAUAAGAAGACUGUAAAUAAAUUAUAAUUUUUAAUUGA